Molecule: messenger RNA, 2287 nt
Organism: Ectocarpus sp. CCAP 1310/34
Lineage: Eukaryota; Phaeophyceae; Ectocarpales; Ectocarpaceae
Source: the annotation of a GenBank genome assembly
GCUGUCCAUCUCUUACUGUGCUGCUGCCUGGUAUGGGCCGACACACGGUGCUCGUUGUGCUCCUGGCGCUCUUCACAGGGGCGGAUGGAUUCGUGCCGUCCUUUCUUGCACGACCCACUGCCACAGCGGCAACGACGGCAGCACCGCAAAGAUCCUUGCAGAUGGUGUCUGCGGGUAUGUCAACCAUGGACGUUCUCCAGGAUGGAAUCAAGGCUGUCGCUGUCGGCGUGAGCGGAAGCAAGCCCAUACCGGAGGAUCUGGUUUCGCCGCUUAUUCAGGCAAUAGGUUCGCUGGACAAGGCCAACGCUGACGUCGAGGCCUUGGAGCGAUUGGCUUCCUUCCUAGGAACUCUGUUCGUCAAGAACCAGAUCACGGAGACGGACGAGAAGGUCCUGGCAGCAGCGGCAAAGAGAAGGCCUAAGCUUAAAGACGUGGGGUCCGUGAGGGCGGGCUGCAGCGCUGGACAGGUGCUGUCGCUGGCGGGGGGAGACAAGGCAAGCGCCGACACGCAAGAGCUGGCUCUCAAGCUCUUGUCGGGGGAGACGCUGGACGAGGAAGAGGCCUACCGGCUAGGGAAGCGCAUCUUCGACGUACAGCAGCCUUCGACUGUGCUGUGCCUCUGUGUCCAGAUCCUGCGGGUCAGGUACGAAUCUCCUUCGGAAUGGCGAGGGCUGAUCAAGGCGCAGCAGGAGACCUUGCGGGUGGAACGGUUCAACCCUCAGGUGGUCUGGGACGCUUACCAGAGAGGGAAAGAGGCUGGGAAUAAUCCCCGGCUUGUCGUCCAGCUGGCCGAGCCGUUCGACGGUAUGGACCGGGGGGAGUUGCUGACGCCCUUGCUGGCACAGCACCUGCAAAACAAGUUCAACGUGGUGGCUGUGUCCCAGUGCGGCAGGUCCUCCGGUCCGAAGUACGGCCAAAACUUGCUCGACAUCGCCACCGGCAUGACUUCCCUGAGCACCCCCUUCGUCCACUCCAACUCGGACAUCGAGCGUGACGUGGAGGUCGGAAACGGCGGCAUCGACCCGCCAGAGUUCGGCUGGUACGUGGACCAGCAGGAGAUCAGCUUGGAGCUGGACGCGUGGGUGGAUCUCCGGAGAAACAUCAUCAAGAGGCCGUUCCUGGCCACGUCGGAGAAGUUCAUCAACACCUGCGGUGCUUCCGUGUUGGUGGUGAGCGCUUUCCAUCCGUCCUACGCGGAAAAGAUGAUGACGUGCGCGGAAACCGCCACGGACUUCAAGGGUUGCAUGGUCGUCAGAAAGGGGCUAGAGGGUUCGCUGGGCUUUGGGUUGGCGCGAGAAACUGAGAUCGUGUGCGGAGUGCGGCAAGACGACGGUUCGUUCGAAAAGAUGUCCUACACCUUCGGAGCCAAGGACAUGGGCUGGGAGAAGGAGGGGGAUCUGAUGGGAGCAAAAGACGCAAAUGAGACGAUAGGCAACAUCAAGUCCUUCUCGCUGGAAGGUUCCUCUGGGGACGAAUACUUCGACAAGAGGGUCAAGCUUUCAAGUGCUGGACUGGAGGUGGGCAUGAAGUGGAUAAUGGCACGGCUGAAACCAUAGCGGAAAAACGGGUUCCACAGCAUUAUUGUAGAAACAGCAGCCUUCCCAACGAGGUUGUGCGAAAUCGAGUGGCUUGGGAACGCACGGCUUACCCAAUAGACGGAGCUCGCAUAAGUACGGGGGGAAUGCCGUACAAUAGGAAGAGCACACGGGAGGUUAAUUUGAGGUGGUAAUGGCAUGCGACUACUGUUCUGGUUCUACAUAAACCUUUGAACGUCUUUUAGUGACUAUUUGCCCUCCUUCUUUGACAUCCCGCAAACCGCAAAGCGUUUGGAGCACCCCCUGGUUUCGUUCCUUUCGGCUUUGGGAAAUGUGACCACGAGUCAUCUGGGCACAAAAAAGUGCAAAUAGUCUGUAAAUCCUCUCGUGAGCAGUACAAUAUGGUGUGCAUUUUUGGUCAUUUGCGGUGGGUGUGAUUUCAUACCUCCGGAGGAACUUUCAGACUUUUAGGUAUGCACACAUGGGUGCAUGCCCAGAUGCCUUAUCGCUGCCUUGUGCGGUGAUUCAUUCUCUGGGUUGGCGUCGGGCACAUCCGCCGGAGGCUUGAGCAGUACAGAGCUGCUGUACUAGUCUACACUUGAACGUCCGUUUUCGGUCGAAAAUGGUCGCGUUCUCCCGGGCACAGCAUUGAGAGCUUAAAAAGAGCAUCCCCCGGGCUAGGUGGAGUGGACGUGAAGCCAAAGAAUCGUCCGGUCGUACUUGUGUAAUUCUUUAGCAGUUGUGUGCAGGUC